AUGCGCCGACAAAAAGGCUUAGAGAAAUUGCCCUUCUCCAUUCGAUACCUGCUGGAGGCUGCUGUUCGCCAUUGCGAUGGUUUCCACGUUCUGGAGUCUGAUAUUGAAACAAUUCUCAACUGGAAUGAAAGCCAGCACCAACAAGCUGAAAUACCUUUUAGACCAGCUCGAGUUCUUCUUCAGGAUUUCACGGGUGUUCCCGCUGUUGUCGAUCUGGCCACCAUGAGGGACGCAGUUCAAGAGCUCGGUGGAGAUCCUUCAAGAGUGAAUCCUAUUUGUCCUGUUGAUCUGGUUAUUGAUCAUUCUGUGCAAGUGGACAGCUAUGGAAGCCUGGAUGCCCUGGCAAAGAAUCAAAGCAUGGAGUUCGAGAGGAACAAGGAGAGAUUCAAUUUCUUGAAGAUUCUCACUUAG
This is a messenger RNA of Cooperia oncophora, 411 nucleotides long. The record is from the annotation of a GenBank genome assembly. NCBI's taxonomy places the organism in Eukaryota, Metazoa, Nematoda, Chromadorea, Rhabditida, Trichostrongylidae.